Corylus avellana is the source of this 2287-nucleotide messenger RNA. RefSeq names its product DHFS-FPGS homolog C (gene DFC). Gene Ontology annotation, cellular component: cytosol; mitochondrion; cytoplasm. Gene Ontology annotation, biological process: tetrahydrofolylpolyglutamate biosynthetic process. NCBI's taxonomy places the organism in Eukaryota, Viridiplantae, Streptophyta, Magnoliopsida, Fagales, Betulaceae. Gene Ontology annotation, molecular function: tetrahydrofolylpolyglutamate synthase activity; ATP binding. The record is from RefSeq and is a predicted model, not a curated record.
AGCCACAAUUUACAAAGAACGCCCGGGGAGAUAGGCCGAGAAACAAGUGCCACCCAAAUCUCCGAAGACAAGGCUUACUCCCUAUGGUUCCUCAAAUUGAAGUUUCCUGAUGCUCGUUUAUGCGAACAGUUACCUGAAGUGUGGGAUAUUUGGAGUUUCACACUUUCAUAAGAAAGAUUGUCACUUUUCCAUUAGAAGAACAUGGAGCUUAAAUUGUUUGCCAGCUCGUGUGGAUGCACUUCAUCUGACUAGACGCAUAGGUGUUGUAUAUACAGUCAUGUCAUCUAAAGUCAUGGAAAAGAUGGGAAACAAUGUGGUUGUGAAGGAGGACUUGCAAGAUUUUGAUGUUCCAUAUUCAUACGAAACUGCCAUGGAAGCACUUUCCUCUCUCAUUACACGUAAGAAACGAGGAGACAAAUCAUUUGUUGGUGGUACAUAUGGAAAAUUGGAAAGAAUGUCCGAGUAUCUCAAGAUCCUUGGCUUGGAAGAACAUAUGGAUGGGCUCAAAAUAAUCCAUGUGGCUGGAACUAAGGGGAAGGGUUCUACAUGCACAUUCUGUGAGGCUGUUUUAAGGGAGUGUGGUCUGCAAACUGGACUCUUCACCUCCCCUCACUUAAUUGAUGUGAGAGAACGAUUUCGUAUAAAUGGGUUGGACAUAUCUGAAGAUAAAUUUCUACAGUAUUUUUGGGAUUGUUGGAACCAAUUGAAGGAAAAGGUUACUGAGAACCUGCCAAUGCCUCCAUUAUUUCAGUUCCUCACUGUUUUGGCUUUCAAGAUAUUUAUAUGCGAAAAGGUUGAUGUUGCUAUUAUUGAAGUUGGUCUUGGGGGCACGAAGGACUCAACAAAUGUGAUUGAAAAGCCUGUUGUCUGUGGCAUUACAUCUCUGGGAAUGGAUCAUACAGAGACCUUGGGAAAUACCCUUGCACUUAUUGCUUCACACAAAGCUGGAAUUUUCAAGCCUCAAAUUCCUGCAUUCACGGUGCCCCAACUUUCUGAAGCAAUGGAUGUUAUUCUGCAGAGAGCCCAUGAACUGAAGGUUCCAUUGAAAGUAGCGACACCUCUUGAUAAUGAACAGUUGAAUGGAUUGAAGCUUAGCUUGUCUGGUGAUCAUCAGUUCAUUAAUGCUGGUCUCGCUGUUUCCCUUUGUAAAUGUUGGCUUCAAAGAACGGGAAAUUGGGAAAAACUAUUCCAAAAUGAUAUCCAGGAAGCGAAUUUGCCUGAGGCUUUUCUAAGAGGUCUUUCAACCGCACAUAUUUCUGGGAGGGCUCAGAUUGUUUAUGAUACUUGUUCCCAAUCCUACAAUUCACUCAAAGUUUCUGAAAAUCCUUGUGGAGAUCUGGUCUUCUACUUGGAUGGAGCUCAUAGUCCUGAGAGCAUGGAGGCUUGUGCCAAGUGGUUCUCUAGUGCUGUGAAAGGAAACAUGAAAUCAUUAUCUACUUCUUUUAAUGUUGAAUGUUUGGAGGAAGUUUGGGGGAAUGGUCAUAUCCAACAUGCAAGAAAGAGUAUGGAGUCUGACAAAUUAUUAAAGCAGAUUCUUUUGUUCAAUUGCAUGGAUGUGAGAGACCCUCAGAUUUUGCUUCCUCGUCUAGUGAGCACAUGUGCUUCCUCAGGAACGCAUUUUGCAAAAGCCCUUUUUGUCCCAAGUAUGUCAACCUACAACAAGGUUACUUCUGGUGCCUCAGUCAUUCCUUCAGAUAUCUUUAACAGGGAUUUGUCUUGGCAAUUUAACCUCCAGAGACUCUGGGAAAAGAUUAUCCAUGUGAAAGAAGUAGAUACUUCGCUUGACAUGGGUGCCAAGAUGGACAAUGCAAAGAUUUUACCACCACAUGAAUUUCUUUAUGAGGAUGCUUCUCAUUGCAAUCCUGCGGAUAAUAAUUUUUCUUGCAGUGCAGUAAUGCCGUCAUUGCCAUUGACGAUAAAAUGGCUGCGGGAUUGUGUCAAAGAAAACCCGUCCGUAAGAGUUCAGGUUCUUGUCACUGGGUCAUUGCAUCUGGUUGGGGAUGUACUAAAGCUAUUGAAGAGGUGAUUUGUAAACUAAAGAUGGUGCUGCCAAAAAUAGGGAGGAUCAUCCAGAGCAUUCUUUUUCACUCAUUUGCAUAGCAUUGAUUUUAUACCACAUUGUUGAAGCAGCUAAUUAAGCUUCUAAAUUUCGUCAUAAGCCUGCCCAAACUGAUAAUAAUGUUCCUUUUGUAAGUGACUGUCCAGUGAUUUAUUUUGUAUAAUGGAAUACUGCUUGAUGUUUGUACCAUUAAUAAAAAAAAUAAAAUAAAAUUGAUUUGGUGUUUUA